UCGGCCAUGUUGGGUGUAUGUUACAGCAGGAAUGUGUAUAUCAACAAAGGGAUCGAACAUAAUAUGUGACUUGUGAUCAAUAAAUCCUGGCUGAUUAAUAGACGGUAUGUUAUUGUAAGUCAGCUAUCAUCAAACAUAACAGGUAUGUGAUGUGGAACCAUAUAUUCCUCAGCUAAAUAUGAUUUCAAAGGUUUGAAAUCUGAUCAGCAUUUUAUCCAGGUGUAUUUGUCAAGAGAGGUGACAAGAACAGAAAUACAUGAAGCAAGGCUAUGAAGAAAUCUAUUAAUAACAGAACCAAGUCUAAUUUUGAAAAAUCAAGUAUUUUGUCAGAUUCCUGUAUGUUCUCAAAGGAGAUGGUAAACAUAAACCCCAAACCAUUAUCGUCUUUUGAAUGUGAGAGAUCUUUUGUCACAAAUGCAGAGCUAGUCUGUCAUCAGAGCACUCACACAGGAGAGAAACUGUUCUCAUGUUCUGAAUGUGGAAAAGGUUUUGGGCAACAUUCAAAUUUUCUUAGACAUCAGAGAACUCACACAGGAGAGAAACCGUUCUUAUGUUCUGAAUGUGCUAAAUGUUUUGAAACAAAGACAGAGCUUGUCCGUCAUCAGAGAACUCACACAGGAGAGAAACCGUUCUCAUGUUCUGAAUGUGGAAAAUGUUUUCGGCAACAUUCACAUCUUGUCUGUCAUCAGAGAACUCACACAGGAGAGAAACCAUUCUCGUGUUCUGAAUGUAAAAAAUGUUUUAGUACAAAUGCAGAGCUCGUCUGUCAUCAGAGAACUCACACAGGAGAGAAACCGUUCUCAUGUUCUGAAUGUGGAAAAUGUUUUGGGCGACAAUCACAUCUUGUCCGUCAUCAGAGAACACACACAGGAGAGAAACCGUUCUCAUGUUCUGAAUGUGGAAAAUGUUUUGUCACAAAUGCAGAGCUCGUCUGUCAUCAGAGAACUCACACAGGAGAGAAACCGUUCUCCUGUUCUGAAUGUGGAAAAUGUUUUGGGCGACAAUCAAAUCUUGUCAGUCAUCAGAGAACACACACAGGAGAGAAACCGUUCUCAUGUUCUCAAUGUGGAAAAUGUUUUGGUACAAAUGCAGAGCUUGUCCGUCAUCAGAGAACUCACACAGGAGAGAAAGCGAUCUCAUGUUCUGAAUGUGGAAAAUGUUUUAGUACAAAGGCAGAGCUUGUCCGUCAUCAGAGAACUCACACAGGAGAGAAACCGUUCACAUGUUCUGAAUGUGGAAAAUGUUUUGCCACAAAUGCAGAUGUCGUCUGUCAUCAGAGAACUCACACAGGAGAGAAACCAUUCUCGUGUUCUGAAUGUGGAAAAUGUUUUGUCAAUAAAGCAGAUCUUGUCCGUCAUCAGAGAACUCACACAGGAGAGAAACCAUUCUCGUGUUCUGAAUGUGGAAAAUGUUUUGUCAAUAAAGCAGAUCUUGUCCGUCAUCAGAGAACUCACACAGGAGAGAAACCAUUCUCAUGUUCCGUAUGUGGAAAUUGUUUUGGGCAACAUUCAAAUCUUGUCCGUCAUCUGAGAACUCACACAGGAGAGAAGCCUUUCUUAUGUAGUAAAUGUGGGAAAUGUUUUGCCAGUAAAUCAGAGCUUGUCAGUCAUCAAAGAACUCACACAGGUGAGGUGAUUUUAUAAUGCAUCUAUGGAUUAACAUAAGAAUAAAAUAUCUUGCAUUGU
Pelobates fuscus (common spadefoot toad) is the source of this 1685-nucleotide messenger RNA. RefSeq names its product oocyte zinc finger protein XlCOF7.1-like. The record is from RefSeq and is a predicted model, not a curated record. Lineage: Eukaryota; Metazoa; Chordata; Amphibia; Anura; Pelobatidae. Gene Ontology annotation, cellular component: nucleoplasm. The transcript has 3 exons. The coding region runs from base 270 to 1643 and encodes 457 amino acids. Gene Ontology annotation, molecular function: RNA polymerase II cis-regulatory region sequence-specific DNA binding; DNA-binding transcription repressor activity, RNA polymerase II-specific. Gene Ontology annotation, biological process: regulation of transcription by RNA polymerase II.